Molecule: messenger RNA, 546 nt
Organism: Pyrus x bretschneideri (Chinese white pear)
Lineage: Eukaryota; Viridiplantae; Streptophyta; Magnoliopsida; Rosales; Rosaceae
Product: brassinosteroid-responsive RING protein 1-like
Exons: 1
Coding region: 1-546 (181 amino acids)
Biological process (GO): protein ubiquitination
Molecular function (GO): ubiquitin protein ligase activity
Source: RefSeq, a predicted model, not a curated record
AUGGCAUUUUGUGUUGGUAUUAAGAUGCCUAAAUGGUUUACGACACUGCUCGUCCUCGUCCACUGCUUCAAGAUCCUGUUGAUGGUUGCACUUUCCAACCUAGGUCUGCUCAAACCUUCCCAAGAGAUGACCGAGUUGGAAGAGUAUCGUCGUCGACAAACUGACAAUCAUUUUGUUUUGCUGGAUCGUCUGUCCCCGUCGGCAGUCCCCGUCCCGAUCCAUGUUCUAACAGAGUACAUGAAGAGGAAGCUUCCGGUAAUAAAGUUUGAUCAAGUUUUCGAAAAAUACACAAGGCAUGAAAGUCGGGAGACAGGAUGCAGUAUAUGCUUGGAGUGCAUAGAGAGGAGCCAUGAGGUGAGGGAACCUUGGAACUGUGAUCAUUUGUUUCACAGGGAGUGUCUGGAUAGUUGGGUCAAUCAGGGACAGGUAACCUGCCCUUUGUGCAGAUCUCUGUUGUUUCCGGCCAAGAGCGAAAUAACGAGCUGCGGCGGAGGAAGUUCAGGGACGACGGAGAGGGAUGAAGCUUACUUUAGUAGGUUUUUAUGA